Saccharomyces mikatae IFO 1815 is the source of this 1476-nucleotide messenger RNA. It is a transcript of the gene RRT12, whose product is annotated as Rrt12p. Lineage: Eukaryota; Fungi; Ascomycota; Saccharomycetes; Saccharomycetales; Saccharomycetaceae. Gene Ontology annotation, biological process: proteolysis. The transcript has a single exon. The coding region runs from base 1 to 1476 and encodes 491 amino acids. The record is from RefSeq and is a predicted model, not a curated record. Gene Ontology annotation, molecular function: serine-type endopeptidase activity.
AUGAAGUCACAGUGUAUCCUCAUCUCUUUGCUGGUCAACCUGGUCUACGCAGAGGAGUAUUUGGUAAGAUUCAAGAAUCCUACCGCGUUUCAGCAGUUUACCUCAAAUUCUAACAGGUCAUGGAGACAGUUCAUUGACAACAAAAUUGAGAAGAAAUUCUCCAUCGGUUCCUUCCGAGGUGUGACAAUGAACUUGUCUAAGAACUUGGUCAACAAGCUUAAGAAAAGCCCGCUAGUGGCUGACAUCGUGCCCAAUUUCAGAUUCGAGGCUUUUGAGAACGAUAGCGCGCGUGAUGUGGAGUAUAACUACACAUUCAAUGCUACUGCUAAAUAUUCUUACGAAAACCUCGAUGAGGAGCAAAACAUCACGUAUCAAUCAGAUGCACCACGUCACUUGGCCCGGAUUUCACGGCACUACCAGCUGCCAUUCGAUAUCGAGGACAAGGAGCGGUAUAAGAGCUGGUUCAACUACUACUAUGAGGAUGAUUAUCAAGGUCAGGACGUCAAUGCAUACAUUAUGGACACAGGUAUCUUCGCGGACCAUCCGGAAUUCGAGGACAGAGUCAUCCAAGGAAUUGACCUGACCAAAGAAGGGUUUGGUGACCAGAAUGGGCAUGGGACGCAUGUGGCAGGGCUCGUUGGUUCCAAGACGUACGGGGCGGCCAAGAAGGUGAACCUUGUGGAGGUCAAGGUGUUGGGCAAAGAUGGGUCUGGAGAGGCCAGUAAUGUUCUGAGUGGGCUGGAGUUCAUAGUGGAACAUUGCACGAGGGUCAGUCGCCCACAGGGUAAAAAAUGCGUGGCCAAUCUAAGCUUGGGGAGUUUUAGGAGCCCCAUAAUCAACAUGGCAGUGGAAGGAGCCAUAGAAGAAGGUAUUGUAUUUGUCGCAGCCGCGGGCAAUUUCAACCUAGAUGCAUACUGGGCCUCACCUGCAUCUGCAGAGAACGUCAUUACUGUGGGAGCCUUUGAUGAUCAUAUAGACACCAUUGCCAAGUUCAGCAACUGGGGUCCUUGUGUAAACAUCUUUGCGCCCGGUGUAGAGAUUGAAUCGCUGUCCCAUCUGAACUUCAACGACACUUUAGUUUUGUCAGGCACCUCCAUGUCGACACCUAUUGUCACUGGUGUUGCAGCGGUACUACUAUCCAAAGGAAUCGAACCUGAAAUGAUAGCGCAGGAGCUUGAAUACUUGUCUACACGUAACGUCUUCCACAGAAGAACGUUGUUUUUCAAGCCUUCCACCCCAAAUCAGAUUCUUUACAACGGUGUAGACAAACUGGACGAUCGAUAUGAUGACGAAACAUUCCCUCGAUUGAACAUAGAGGCAAUUGCUAGGGAAUUGGAGGAGUACAACGCCACUUUACAAACUCCGAUGAGUGAUAAUAUUCAGUCCGGUUCAAAAUUAUGGGGUUGGAAUAAUGAUGUCACUUUGCCACUCGGUGAGAUUCGAUUGAAAAGACGUGACUUUGUAAGAGAUUUGUAG